Messenger RNA from Orussus abietinus, 3107 nucleotides. Its product is annotated as motile sperm domain-containing protein 2. Lineage: Eukaryota; Metazoa; Arthropoda; Insecta; Hymenoptera; Orussidae. The transcript has 10 exons. The coding region runs from base 570 to 2033 and encodes 487 amino acids. The record is from RefSeq and is a predicted model, not a curated record.
UAGACACGUCGAAUGUUUUGAGUCCAGCUUUAGGUUUAGAUUCGAGGAUCUACUUUAAUUCGGGAAUUUGUUUGAUUCGAUUAACUGCGCGUCAAUUGAUGACCCCGUUGGACGAGUCAAUAAGUAAUAAUAACCACUAUCUAGCCAAUUCCAAAGAGCAUGGAAAGAUCGUGACGCCACAUGGAAUUGCGAAUUGUGAAAGAGAUAUUUGCCAGGGAGACGAGAGACACUUGAAAAUACCGAGAUUUAGCGUCGAGAUAUGUAACGAGCCACCGAGCAUCUCUGCGGCAUCCAUUUACAUUUCAAAUAGACUUCGAUCCUUAAACCUCGCAAAUCGAUCGGAAAGGACCUUGGACUUUAACGGGAUUUACUCAGUAUGGGAUCGUUUAAUGCUUCUUCUUUCGAAACUUAUUAGCGAACGCACUUGUACCAACGUUUAAGUCAGUAUGUCCAGGGCACAUCGGCGAUCGAUAGUUUAGAUAACUAUAUCGAGGCGUUAUCAUCGGCGAGUUGUCGGGAAGUUUCGGCUUACGAGUUAACGAACCAUCUGGGACUUAAUCCGGUGAAAUAUGGGAGUGACUGCGGAAGAAGUUGCCGAACUUCGGGAUAGUUUCUUUAAGAAGAUUGGCGAGGAAGGGCCUGAGUUCGAGGGUUUCCAUCCAGUCGAUAUAGCCAGAAUAACGGAGCAGGACACUUGGCUAAAGCGGUUCCUUGAACACAAUGAACGUAACAUGAACGAGUCUCUUCGCAUGCUUUGGGAGUGUUGCGCUUGGAGGAAGAAAUUUGGCACCAACGAUAUCUCAGAAGAGACGGUGAGGCGAGACUACUUGGAAGAUGGAAUUUGCUACAGCCAUGGCAGAGAUAAAGAUGGAAGGAAACUGUUCAUUAUUAAGUCAAAGCAACAUGUUAAAGGAGCGCGGGACUUUAAGGAGUUACAGAGAUGCAUCGUGUACUGGUUCGAGAGAUUAGAGAGGGAAGAGAAUGGAAAGCCCGUUUCCCUGUUUUUCGACAUGGCGGACGCAGGACUGAGUAAUUUAGACAUGGAAUUUACGCAGUAUUUAAUAGGGUUAUUCAAGACAUACUACCCGAACUUCUUGAACUAUAUAAUAAUCUUCGACAUGCCAUGGGUCCUAAACGCAGCCUUCAAGAUCAUAAAAUCUUGGCUGCCAGCAAAGGCGAUACCAAAAAUCAAGUUCGUAAAUAAGUUGAACAUCAAAGAGUUCGUCGAUCAGAAUGACAUUUUAAAGUCUUGGGGAGGCACUAACGAUUACGUCUUCAAGUUUGUAUCGGAGACCCAGUCGAAUGCCGUCAUGAAUGGUAAACUCGAAAGCAAGAAGGUUCACUUUGCAGGAGGGUCUCCGAUUGAAGAACAACCAUCUGGCUUUGACGAUCAAACCAACAAUGAUACUCUUCUAUCGGUCGAGCCAGAUGUAAUAGUGCUUUAUAGAGGAAAGGCAGAGCCGAGUGGGACGAUCACUCUAAAGAAUCUUACAACGGAGAAAUGUGUCACGUACAAGAUAAAGACAACGACCCCUGAAAAAUUCAAAGUACACCCAAGGAUUGGUAUUCUGCGUCCUGGGGAAAAGGUUGACGUCGUCGUCAUGUUACAACCGGGAUAUGAAAUACGUGGCUGGCUGCACAAUAUUAAGUUCCUCGUUAUGUGUCUGCCCAUAACGGAGUCAGAGAUGAACAAAGAGUUGGCUGAAUUUUGGAAGACUGCGGACAAACCUGCAGAAAAUCACAAGCGCAGAUGCACCGAAGUGGUGUCAGAAACUGGCGAGAGCCAAAAGCUGAACUCGAUAUUAUCUAGUAGCCACGCAGGCACUGAUUACAACGCAGACAGAUUCUUCACGAAGAUGUCACAGUUGGAAGACUGUCAUAGAAAACUCCAAGGUGAGCUGAGAUCCUCAAAAAGACUGCAGUUCCUCUCUAUCGUGUUAACGGUACUAAUGGCCAUAGUCGUCACUUACAUUCUGAGAGCGGACAUCAGGAGUGUAAUCGAGGAGCAAAGCUGCCGUGCCUAUCGAGAGUAGACGAACAAUCGUACAGUUCCAAGUGUUAGCGAGGCCCUUGUACGUUUUAUACUGCGGGUAACCUCUAAACGAAACUCUGGCCAAAUGUUUUUUUUUUUCUUUUUUCCCCGUAAAGGUAAUUUUCAAUCGUACGGCGUGAAAACAGCUUUGAACGUAUUUUUCUACGCUUUUGUAUGUACUUCGACAGUCACGAUAUAUUAAUCCUGCCUGACUCUUAACUGCGUAAAACUUGUGGCGAGUGAUCUCAACCGACAAAGUUUCUAUCCAGAGUGUGUGAAGUUAGAUCGUAAGGCUGACGCAUAACUUUUCCCUUGUUUUUCAUUUUAUUUUCAUUUUCAUUUCUACCUGGGGCCCUCGCAGCAUCUAAUUCGAUAAAUCUAGCGAGAAGGAAGAGUCGUCUCCUUGAACUUGUUAUUCUUACGUAUAGUUUAUGUACCGGAAUGUUGGAACGGAUUCCCGAGUGAUACUUUUCGUACGGAUUGCGUGGAAGAGCAGUAUGAUAUAUAAGUGUAUCCAGAAAACCCCAAAUUGUUAUUUUAUUUUUAAUUUUACGCAGCCACGAUGUCAUAAAGGGCAGUGACUACCCUACCGAUGUCUUUGUUAUAACGUUGACUUAAUGUUCUCUCCGAAGGUCGACUCGUGGCAUUAUUUUUUACAACGUAUUAUAUUUUAUAUCUGUUGUUAAUAAUUAUGCAUCAAACAUGAGCGAGUAUAUAAAUAAAACUGUUACAUUAUAAUACAUUGUGGGUGAUGAUCGUUCCUCUAGUGAUAUUUUUCUAUCGGUCGUUUUAAAGAGAACAUUCCCCUCGAUUAAAAACUGGUCACCCUCUUUAAUGUAAUAUAUUUUAGACGAUAACACGUAUAUUGUAAAACUAGAUAACCGUUUCAUUAAUUUCUUGAAUUAUAAUCUGUAAGAAAUGUAACAAUUAUUUAAAUAUAGUAUUCGAAGUUAAUUGCUUUACACCGAGGUUAAGCCUGCCGUAAAGAAAUUAAACUCCCGUUAACUCAAACCGUAGAAAUUCUAAUUUAAGUACCGAUCGAAAUCCAAUCUGGCUAUUCAUUAGCGCGAUGUAA